Molecule: messenger RNA, 1281 nt
Organism: Rhopalosiphum maidis (corn leaf aphid)
Lineage: Eukaryota; Metazoa; Arthropoda; Insecta; Hemiptera; Aphididae
Product: telomerase RNA component interacting RNase-like
Exons: 1
Coding region: 645-1079 (144 amino acids)
Molecular function (GO): 5'-3' exonuclease activity; 3'-5' exonuclease activity
Source: RefSeq, a predicted model, not a curated record
UAUAAAAUAUGUAUUAUGUGCGUUUGGUUUGUAUUGGAUGUAUACUAAACAUCUAAAAAUGCAUUUAUAUCCUAAUCGUUAUGCAUUAUUUAUUGUGAAUAAACGCACGACUUAAAUAAUUCUAUAUAAUUUACAGUAUUCAAGUAGUACGCAAAUUAUCAUUUUAACCAACAAUAUUCUUUAGCUUAAUUAAUAUGUCAAAAGGUUGAAAGUUUAGAAGACCUUCAGAGGUCAACACAGUUUGGGAUGAAUUUGGAUCAUAAUAUGUACAAUUUAAUGUAUAUGAGAUGUAUAAUAUAUUUAUGUUAUAUCCGUGGUUUUAAAAUUUGUCCUUUAUUAUUGUGUCAAACUGACCAAAGAACAUUGAUAAGAACAAUUAUUAACUAUUGCAGUAACAUACCUAGUGGUAUCCUAUCUCAAUAUUUCAUGUAAUUAUUAAGUAUGUAAUUAUAAAGUUGUUACCUUGUGUAUAUUCUUAUUUGUUAACUAUAAGCUGAAGAUGUUAACAUUUUUUGAAACUGGGGAUUUUGGCCUCCUUUUGGCUGUAGUAAAAUUUAAGAUUUUGGAACCGUAAUGUGAUGUGCGAGAAAUUCUUGAUUAUAGGUGUUGAGUGAAAAAGCUGAUUACAAAUCGUGUUCGCAAUCAUGGCAAACUAUAACAAUCAACAAGCCCAAAAUGCAUUUAAAAAUGAUGGCUCAUUCCUAGAAAUAUAUCAACGCUUUCAACAACAGCAACAGCAGCAAAAAGCUAAAUUGGCAGAACUACCAAUACUUGAUGUACAAGUAUCUCAAAGUUCACCUGCUCCUUCUGCUGCUACUAAUUGUUCUACUACUACUACUACUACUAUUACUUCUGCAGUUGCCUUUGAAAAACGAUCUGAAACUCUUAAAACGUUGCCAAUAAUUGGCAAACGUAAAAAUAAAGCGUUGAAAACGGGUGUGGUUAAAAAGGUUAAACCGGACGAUGAAAAAAAAUUAUCCAAACCUACAGACGCUUGGUCAUUGUAUUUAGAUGAAGUUAAACGUUAUCAAGAAACAGUGGGAGAACAGGAUAAUAAGACUAGACCUCUUGUAAAAUAACUGAUGAUAAAAUUCUCCUGUAUAAAUAAUAUUUGUAAAUAAAUACCAUACUUUUGCAAUAAAAUACAAACUAAAAAUGUCUAUAUUCAAUCAGAAAUAAUCACUUACUGAAAUUGUUAAAUAAUUUUUAACAGGAUUUUUUUUAUUGUUACUUUUUUUUAAAUAAGUUACAAAAUUAUAUAAGUGUACAACAUAUUAAUUA